Messenger RNA from Chenopodium quinoa (quinoa), 2692 nucleotides. Its product is annotated as probable pre-mRNA-splicing factor ATP-dependent RNA helicase DEAH4. The coding region runs from base 412 to 2517 and encodes 701 amino acids. Lineage: Eukaryota; Viridiplantae; Streptophyta; Magnoliopsida; Caryophyllales; Amaranthaceae. Gene Ontology annotation, molecular function: RNA binding; ATP hydrolysis activity. The transcript has a single exon. Gene Ontology annotation, cellular component: intracellular anatomical structure. The record is from RefSeq and is a predicted model, not a curated record.
AUUAAACACAUGUAAAUCCCGCAUCCCCAUUCCCCCUUCUCUUUUCGACUUUUAAACCUUGUGCCAAGCAAUCCAAGCUAACUUUCUUUCUUCUGUUUUUUUUUGCCCCCAAAAGAAAUUCCUACACAAUUUUUCGAUCUCAAUUAGCUUAUUUACUUAUGCCUAUAUGGAGCACUAACGAACGAGUUUUUAAUCGAAUUUAUUUAUGAUCCUUUCAUGGGCGCAAUGACUCAUUGACAUCUCUAUUCUCUAGUUGCACACAACCCGUGCAAACUACUCCUAGAGAGUUUGGAUUGUCGUCCUUAUAAUUUACUCCUAGGCAAUAAGAACAGCAUCCCCUCAGUCCCGCCCAAAAACUCCAGCUAAAGGCGGCGCAAUCACCAUUUCCGCCAUCAUUGCAACUCCAUUUCAAUGGAUAAGCUCCCGAUUCUUCAAUUCGAAGACAAAAUCGUUGAAACAGUCAAGAACAACCUCGUCACUGUCUUAAUCGGAGAAACUGGUUCCGGCAAAAGUACCCAACUUUCCCAAAUCCUCUUCCGACAUGGUUUCGCCGAUUCCGGCACCAUUUGUGUCACACAACCUCGCCGUGUCGCCGCCGUCUCCGUCGCACGCCGUGUCGCCCAAGAAAUGGGGGUUCGACUUGGGGAAGAAGUUGGGUACGCAAUUCGAUUCGAAGAUCGAACUUCAACAAAAACCCGAAUUAAAUACCUAACUGACGGUGUUCUUCUUAGAGAGAGCUUAUCUGAUUCAGAACUUCGAUCAUAUUCUGUGAUAAUCUUGGAUGAAGCUCAUGAAAGGAGUUUGAAUAUGGAUAUUUUGAUGGGUCUUGUGAAAAGAUUGGUGGGUAUUCGUGAUUCGGCGAAUUUUAGGGUUUUGAUUACUUCGGCAACUCUUGAAGGGGAGAAAGUUUCUGAAUUCUUUAAUGGGUGUCCUGUGCUAAAUGUGCCUGGGAAGUUGUUUCCGGUGGAGGUGAUAUACACGGAUGAAGUGAGCAAGAGUUUUGUGGAGGCGGCGUUAAAGAAGGCGAUCGAUAUACAUGUUCGGGAGCCAGAAGGGGAUAUAUUGAUCUUCAUGACAGGUCAGGAGGAUAUAGAGAAGUUGGUGCAGAAGCUGGAGGAUCGAGUUAGGAGCUUAGAGGAAGGUUCUGUAAUGGAUGCUGUGAUUUAUCCACUUCAUGGGUCAUUGCCACCCGAGUUACAGGUUCGUGUUUUUAACCCUCCGCCGAGUAAUUGUAGGAGAUUUAUUGUUGCAACUAAUAUUGCUGAAACUUCUUUGACUGUUGAUGGGGUUGUGUAUGUUAUUGAUUCUGGUUAUGUUAAGCAAAGACAGUAUAAUCCUCAAACUGGGAUGUAUUCAUUAGAUAUUGUACAGAUUAGUAGAGUGCAGGCUAACCAACGAGCGGGGCGUGCUGGGAGGACACGCCCCGGGAAAUGUUAUAGGUUAUAUUCAUCUGUUGUGUAUAAAGAUGAUUUUAUGGAGGCCGCGGUGCCUGAGAUACAGAGAACCUCACUUGCAGGGAGUGUUCUGUAUCUGAAGUCUUUAGACCUCCCUGGCAUUGAUAUUCUUAAGUUUGAUUUUCUGGACCCGCCUUCUUAUGCGUCUUUAGGUGAUGCACUUAGGCAGUUGUAUCUCAUUGAUGCAAUAGAUGAGAAUGGAGCGAUAACGAGUGUUGGGAGAACCAUGGCUGAGCUUCCGUUGGAGCCUUCUUUGUCUAGGACUCUAAUAGCGGCCAAUGAGAAUGGAAGCCUUUCACAGGCUUUGACAAUUGCUGCCAUGUUAUCGGCAGAAACUUCUUUGCUUCCUAGUUUUGCUAAAGGGUCUGAAAAGAAACGGAAGCACACUCCCUUGAAGCUUCCUGAUGGAGGAGGUUUGGGUGAUCAUAUACAACUGCUGCAGAUUUUUGAGUUGUGGAAUAAAACAGGCUAUGAUAUUGAAUGGUGUAAAGAGUAUGGAUUGCAGAUACGAGGGAUGUCAUUUGUCAAAGAUGUUCGUGGGCAGCUGUGUCAGUUAAUGCUGAAGAUGGCCAAAUGUGCUACAGAAGUUCAAGGGAAACACAAGUCCAGAGAGAGAAAAAUGAAUUACAGAAACUUGAGGAGGGCAUUAUGUGUUGGUUAUGCUAAUCAGCUUGCUGAACGAAUGAUUCGCCAUAAUGGGUAUCGAACACUUGGGUUGAAGUCUCAGCUUGUUCAGGUACAUCCAUCAUCUGUGUUGCAACCCGAUGAGGAUGGAAUGCUUCCGAAUUAUGUUGUGUACCAGGAGUUGAUUACAACAUCUAGUCCAUUUAUGCGGAAUGUGUGUACUGUAGAAAUGCAAUGGAUCUCCCCCAUCUUAAAGAAGCUUGAGACUCUUGAUAUCAACAAACUCAGUGGGGGCUUCACUGAUCCUGAGGAUGGCAUUAAAGAGAAAGAUCAAGGUGUGUCAAAGAAGGAAGAUAAGGAUGUUGAGUCUCCUGCAGAUCGUGAUAGUAAAAUCCAAGCAGCUCGAGAGCGUUUCCUUGCUCGUAAAGUGAAGAAGUAGCUUUAGGUUUAGAGCUAUCUAUAUUGCCACAGAUAUUAGUCAUUUACUAGGUGAAAUUAAUUGUAGUUGUGUUAUAGGCCGUGUUUUUGCUGAUCUGAUGAACUCAUCUUCACCAUAACCAUGUAAUUGUAUCAUUUUGAGAUUUAUACAGAGUAGUAGUUUCUUGUUAUUGACA